CGUGAUCAGCAGAGAUCACCAAUGGUACAUAAUUGAAAAUUGAAAUAGAUUAAAGAAAUAUAGGUAAAAUAAAUUUUGUAUUUGUGAUAGAUGGUGGAUUGGUUGCUCAAACUAACAAACCUAAAACAAUAAAUAAUGUCGGGCGGCCACAAACACCGUUAUAAGAAUGCAGGUCUCAGUGCUGAUGAGCUUAGGCGUCGUCGCGAGGAGGAAGGAGUGCAGCUACGAAAACAGAAGAGGGAACAACAACUGCUUAAAAGGAGAAAUGUGAAUCUCCCCGCGCCAGAUGCAUCUGAUGCUUCAUUACAGGAUGACAUAAACCUUUCACCAUCUGAGGACAUCACACCGCAGAUGGUGGCGGCGCUAAACGGAGAUAAUCCACACGACCAAGUGAUAGCGACACAAACGUUUAGGAAACUCUUAAGUCGAGAGCCCAACCCUCCUAUAGAUGAAGUGAUUCGAACUGGAAUUGUUCCUAAAUUUGUUGAAUUUCUAACAAAUAGUGCUAAUCCCACAUUACAGUUUGAAGCGGCUUGGGCGCUCACGAACAUAGCGUCUGGUUCGUCAGAGCAGACGCGCGUAGUAGUCGAGUGUGGGGCGGUACCGGUACUCGUGUGGCUCGUGAGCUCUGGCGCUAGUGAUGAUGUUAGGGAGCAAGCGCUAUGGGCGUUGGGCAACGUGGCGGGUGACUCGCCGCGAUGCCGCGACACGGUGCUCUCGGCGGGGCUGCUGCCGCCGUUGUUAGAAAUAUUAAAUAAGUAUUCAAGAUUAUCCAUGACCAAAAAUGCUGUGUGGACGUUGUCAAACUUAUGUAGAGGGAAGAACCCGCCAACAAACUUCGAAGCCGUAGCUCCAGGUAUUCCAGUAUUAGCGAGGUUGCUUCACCACACAGACGCGGAGGUGCUAAGUGACGCCUGUUGGGCUCUCUCAUACUUAUCUGACGGACCAAAUGAGAAGAUUCAAGCCGUUAUUGAUGCUGGCGUGUGUAGACGACUUGUUGAAUUGCUUAUGCACAACAAAUACACGGUGGUGUCUGCCGCGUUGCGCGCGGUGGGCAACGUGGUGACCGGCAACGACGAGCAGACGCAGGCGGUGCUGAACUGCGCGCCGCUCGCGAGCCUGCACGCGCUGCUCAAGUCCAGCACGGAGGCGCACCGCAAGGAGGCGUGCUGGGCGCUGUCCAACAUCACCGCGGGCAACGCGGCGCAGAUACAGGCUGUAAUAGACGCAAACAUUUUCCCAACUCUGAUAGACAUACUGAGGCACGCAGAGUUCAAGACGAGGAAAGAAGCCGCGUGGGCCAUCACUAAUGCGACAAGUGGAGGGACCCACGCGCAAAUCAGCUAUCUCGUCGAACAAGGCUGUAUACCGCCCCUAUGCGAUCUAUUAACUUUGACGGACGCGAAAACGGUGCAAGUAGCUCUUAAUGGACUUGACAAUAUAUUGAAAACAGGACUAAAAUCUGACCAACGCAAUAACCCAUAUGCUGGACUCAUUGAAGAAUGUUUUGGCUUAGACAAGAUAGAAUUCCUGCAAUCCCACGAGAACCUCGACAUAUACCAGAAGUCGUUCGAAAUAAUCGAGAACUACUUCGGCUCGGAGAAUGAAGAUAGUCGACUGGCGCCAGAAGUGUCCUCUACCACGGACCAGUACACGUUCAGCGCGGACCAGUCCGUGCCUAUGGGCGGAUAUCAGUUCUAGACGAGCGGCGACUCGUAUUGUGCAAUGCCUAUCGAGGGAAGGUGACUAAAAUGGCUUCCGCAACUUAAACAACUACACCAGAGUGUAAUUAUAUUUUGCACCAUUAUGAAGUAGUGUAGAUUGUGUUAAUUAUAUAUAUGUCUAAAUUUAUUAACAUAAACCUCGCCUCUUAUAUUCUUUUCGCAAUUGUAGAUAACGGCAUAUCUAGUUCAAUUAUUUUAUUGUAAUGGUAUACAUUACGUUGGCCACGCCAAUCCUUAUUUGAACCUUUACCUUAUAUAAUUAUAUUACCUAUGUAUUGUUAUGUGAUAGACAACAAACUUUAUUCGUUAUAACGUAUUAAAGAUUGGUAACCGUUUGUUUUUGUUGUUUUUUUAACUGCUUUAAUUUUUAAUAUUCAUCACUCAAAUAUUUUAUUGGAAAUCAACUGGGACGUCAUGAUACAAUUAUAGUUUAUAUUUUACUUUCAUCUCAUGAAAUAAAGACGUGCAGUUAUA
Molecule: messenger RNA, 2198 nt
Organism: Colias croceus (clouded yellow)
Lineage: Eukaryota; Metazoa; Arthropoda; Insecta; Lepidoptera; Pieridae
Gene: Kap-alpha1
Product: importin subunit alpha-7
Exons: 11
Coding region: 136-1701 (521 amino acids)
Biological process (GO): NLS-bearing protein import into nucleus
Cellular component (GO): cytoplasm; nucleoplasm; nucleus
Molecular function (GO): protein binding; nuclear import signal receptor activity
Source: RefSeq, a predicted model, not a curated record